AUGAGAAGUGUCAAGAGUGUAAAUUCUAGAAGACCUAUGUCUACCAUACCAAAGGCUUAAUCAUAGAUAAUUGAAAUAGGAUUGUCUCCAUAAAUAAGAAAGUUUGUUCCUAGUAUGCAUAACCUUCUUGAAACAUUAUAUACUAAGAAAUGUGAAGAAUUAAAGAUUCAGUUACAACCAGACUAAAUGGUGAGAUUUUAAGAAAAAGUAUUGAGUUAAUAUUCAGGACAUACCAUUGAUUUAUCAGAGCUAUCUUUACCAGCUAAUUGUAUACCCUUAAUCAAUAAAGUUGUUAAAAAUGUUCCUUUUGUUAUUCUUUCACAAAAUCCACUUUAUGAUGGGAUAAAAAAUCUUUAACUUCCUAUGGUAAGUUUGACUUUAUGUAAUUGUGGAAUAGGUCCUAGAGGUUUUGCAGUUCUUUUUCAAACUCUUUCUAUCAAUCAAACAUUAUAUCAUCUUAAUAUUGGUAAUCCAUUUUCUAAUGAAAGGAAUAGACUUGGAUUAGCUUUAAAUUAAUUGGCAGAAGCAUUGAAAAAAAAUAGAAUUUUAUCAAUUUUAGAUAUAAGUGGUUGUGGAAUUUAUGAUUUAAGAAAAUUAAAUAGUGCUUUUGCAGAAAACAGGAAUCUUUUACAUAUUAAUGUUUCUGAUAAUGAACUUAAAGAUAUACUAAUAUUACCAUCAUAUUUAGAAAGAUUGGAAGCUUAAAAUAAUAUGUUUGGAUAAUAAGUAGUAUAAAUUUGUGAAUAAUUGAGACAAGGUUCUGAUUAGGUUCAUGCAAGAGAAAUUAAUCUAAAAAGAAAUAAAUUAACUAUUCAUUAAUUAUUUGCUGUAUUAGAAUAAAUUGAAAGAAAUACACAUUUAAAUAAAUUAAUACUUGAUGAAAAUACAUUUAUAGGAGAAAAUAAUAUUUGUAUAUGCAAUUAUCUUGUUUACAACAAUCAUUUAGAAUAUCUUUCCUUAAGAAAUUGUUCAUUAACUUAGAAUUUUAUAGAGUAAUUGGCAUCUGGAUUAUGUAGAAAUGGAAGUUUGAAAACUUUAGAUAUUAGUAAAAAUAUUAUGGGAGAUUAAGGAGCUUUAGCAUUAGUAUAAGGAUUAUAGGGUUCAUGCAAUCUGAAAAGUAUAAUUAUGAAAAGAUGUGGUUUGACUGAUUUAAGUGGUUUAGAAUUAUUUAAAAUAUUUCUUAAAUCCAAUAUUUAAGAAUAUGAUUUUUCAAAUAAUCUUAUGGGAGAUUAGACUGCUAUGUAUGCCAUAUAAUUGAUUAAAAAGAAUAAAGAUAUUAUUAAAAUGAAUUUUAAAAAAAAUCUCAAUUCUUAUGAGACAAAUUAAUAAAUUGAAAAAUUAUUAUUAGAGAAUAUUUAAGAUAGAAAAAGAAAUAUUAUACCUCAUCUUCGUCAUAAAGUCUAAGGUAUGACUGAUUAUAGAGAAUAAUAGGAUUAUGUUGAUAAAAGAAAAGAAUAGCUUUUUGUAAAAAAGGUUCAAGCUGAAAAGGAUUUUAAAUUUGCUUAAUCUCAAGUAGUUUUAUGUUAAUAGGGAGCAAAAGAACGUACUUAAACUGUAGAAGAGAGAUUAAAUAAAUUAAGAGAAGAAGCACAAUAAUUGACAAUAUAGUAAUUGAAUUUAGAUAAAUUUCUUUGGAAUUAGAUUGCAGUGAUUGAAGAUGAGUAGAAAUUAAUUGUUGACAAUAGUAAAAAUGAAAAUGUUGUAAUAUUAAAUUUAAACAAACAAAUUUAAGAAGCUUAAGUAUUAAUUCUUAUCAUAUAAAGAGUAAAUAAAAAUCUAUUGUCUAAUUUUAUAAAUAAUAAAUGGAAAAUCUUAAAUUGUAAGAUGGAAUUUUAAAAAGAAAAUUAGAUUAAUAAUAAUAAGAAUAUAAUUGUAUUUAAUCAUAAUUAGAAUUUGUUAAAAAAUAACAGAAAACAAUUAUUAAAAAAUGA
This is a messenger RNA of Paramecium pentaurelia, 1931 nucleotides long. Lineage: Eukaryota; Ciliophora; Oligohymenophorea; Peniculida; Parameciidae. The record is from the annotation of a GenBank genome assembly.